Messenger RNA from Oncorhynchus gorbuscha (pink salmon), 2068 nucleotides. RefSeq names its product adhesive plaque matrix protein-like. The transcript has 2 exons. The record is from RefSeq and is a predicted model, not a curated record. Lineage: Eukaryota; Metazoa; Chordata; Actinopteri; Salmoniformes; Salmonidae. Bases 322 to 1497 code for a protein of 391 amino acids.
UGAUUGAACACUUUUUUGGUUACUAUAUGAUUCCACGUGUUAUUUCAUAGUUUUGACGUCUUCGCUAUUAUUCUACAAUGUAGAAAAUAUAUAUAUUUUUUUUAAUAAAGAAAACCCCUUGAAUGAUUAGUUACUGUACAUGAAGAUUAGGUGUAUGUAUGAUGUGUCAGACACUGCAUUCAGUCACACACGAUCACACACUCUCCUUUAACACAGUCUUCUACCAGUCUCCGAUUUCAACUCACAGGGAAGUUCAGUUGGUCUUCUUUGUCAGAUUAUUUGUGUUACUUUCUCUUCUAAUUGGUGUACUUUUGAGUGUCCAUGUUUUUGUUUUCACCCUGUACUCUCCACACUAUCAACAUUUCUUUGCCGUCUUUCAAUUGUAAUAAAAUGUUAAUUGCAACCCAUACCUUCAUACUGCAUAUUUAUUUCAUGCCCUACCAACCCAUACCUUCAUACUGCAUAUUUAUUUCAUGCCCUACCAACCCAUACCUUCAUACUGCAUAUUUAUUUCAUGCCCUACCAACCCAUACCUUCAUACUGCAUAUUUAUUUCAUGCCCUACCAACCCAUACCUUCAUACUGCAUAUUUAUUUCAUGCCCUACCAACCCAUACCGUUCCCUACCAACCCAUACCGUUCCCUACCAACCCAUACCGGCCCCUAACAACACAUACCGUUCCCUACCAAACCAUAUCUUCAUACCGGCCCUUAACGACCCAUACCGUUCCCUACCAACCCAUACCGUUCCCUACCAACCCAUACCGGCCCCUAACGACACAUACCGUUCCCUACCAAAACAUAUCUUCAUACCGGCCCUUAACGACACAUACCGUUCCCUACCAACCCAUACCGUUCCCUACCAACCCAUACCGGCCCCUAACGACACAUACCGGCCCCUAAUGACACAUACCGUUCCCUACCAAAGCAUAUCUUCAUACCGGCCCUUAACGACCCAUACCGUUCCCUACCAACCCAUACCGUUCCCUACCAACCCAUACCGGCCCCUAACGACACAUACCGUUCCCUACCGGCCCCUAACGACACAUACCGUUCCCUACCAACCCAUACCUUCAAACCGGCCCUUAACGACACAUACUGUUCCCUACCAACCCAUACCGUUCCCUACCAACCCAUACCGGCCCCUAACGACACAUACAGUUCCCUACCAACCCAUACCGGCCCCUACCAACCCAUACCGGCCAUCUAAACGACACAUACCGUUCCCUACCAACCCAUACCGGCCCCUAACGACACAUACCAUUCCCUACCGACCCAUACUGGCCCCUAACGACACAUACCAUUCCCUACCAACCCAUACCGUUCCCUACCAACCCAUACCGGCCCCUAACGACACAUACCGGCCCCUUACGACACAUACCGUUCCCUACCAAAGCAUAUCUUCAUACCGGCCCUUAACGACACAUACCGUUCCCUACCUACCCAUACCGUUCCCUACCAACCCAUACCGUUCCCUACCGACCCAUACCGGCCCCUAACGACACAUACCGGCCCCUACCAACCCAUACCGGCCCCUGCCAGCCCAUACCGACCCCUAACGACACAUACUGUUCCCUACCAACCCAUACCGGCCCCUGCCAGCCCAUACCGACCCAUACUAGCCCUUACCCGCUACCAACCUAUACCUUCAGGCAUGACUUGUGAUAUUGAUUUGUCAGUUGUGAAUAAUAUAUUGCUAAACAGUUUAAAGCUAAGGUAAGGCUAGACGAGACAUUGUUUGAUUGAAGCAAAAGGAUCGUCAGAGAAGACUGAAGUGACCGAGAGAUCUGAGCCUGUAUUUAGUGUCGAGUACUAGUGCUGAUCUAGGAUCAGUUCCCCAUUCUUGUUGAAGAUUGAUUUUGAAAGGUUAAACUGAUUCUAGAUCAGCACUCCUCCUGUGAGACUGAAUUACAGGCCCUGUGGUGACUCCAUCUGAGUCUCUCAAACCCCAGCAGGUCAGAGAGGGACAUUGCUGUACAAUGUUUUUUUUUAAAUUUAUUACAGUAAUUAUGAUUUUGAAGCAUAUUUUCUUCCUUGUCACAAUAAAGCACCUUUUUAAGAAAAUAAGAA